Messenger RNA from Anastrepha obliqua, 1287 nucleotides. RefSeq names its product hemicentin-2 (gene dpr5). The transcript has 5 exons. Gene Ontology annotation, cellular component: neuron projection membrane. Lineage: Eukaryota; Metazoa; Arthropoda; Insecta; Diptera; Tephritidae. Bases 222 to 1256 code for a protein of 344 amino acids. The record is from RefSeq and is a predicted model, not a curated record. Gene Ontology annotation, biological process: synapse organization.
UCAGCAGUCAGGGUUUUGAUUUGAUUUUUUCUGAGUUCAUUUUUUUUUUAUGAAUAUUCUUCGGCAUUCAACGCCACGCUGUCGUUGUCCUCGCAAUCGUCACCAGCGUCACAAUUGUCGCUAUUGCUGUCAUUUUGGUAAUUGCGAUAUCCUUUCGCAGCUUAGUAGUAGCAGCACUCAAGCAAACAAAAAGUGGCAUUAAUAUCUGAAUUUCGCAUGAAAUGUUGCUGGAAUACGUAAUGAUGCUGCUUGUGUUCGGAUUAACCACAACCGUUGAGCGGAGCCACAUCGAAGCGCUGGCAUUUCAGGGUACAACGAGACAUCCGCCACAUCAUCAUUACACGCCGCCACCGUCAACUGUUCACCACCUACCACAGCAAAUUUUAGAAUCAAUGUCACUAGCAGCCCAGCUGCCAUCCUCCUCAUCGCUCUCGUCGUCAGCGUUAUCAUCAUCAUCAUCGGCAUCCACAUCGUUGGCAUCAUACUCACAGCUUGAACUCUCCAACGCUAUUGUGGAGAGUUUCGAAGGUGUCGGAAGUAGCAGUGAACCGCAAUUCGAGAAUACCACCGAACGCGAAGUGAUUGCAGCUGUCGGCACAACAGCUCGGUUGCAUUGCCGUGUGCGGAAUCUUGGCGAUCGCGCCGUCUCGUGGAUACGUAAACGCGAUCUGCACAUUCUCACCAUCGGCAUUAUGACGUAUACGAAUGACCAGCGUUUUUUGGCGCGACACAUUGACAACUCGGACGAGUGGGUGUUGAAGGUGGUGUCGGUGCAGCCGCGUGAUGCUGGCAUUUAUGAGUGUCAGGUGUCGACAGAGCCGAAAAUCAGUCAAGCGUACAAGCUGAUGGUUGUGACAUCAAAAGCGCAAAUCCUCUCGAAUCGCGAACUCUUUAUACAAAGUGGCAGCGACAUUAAUUUGACGUGCAUCGCACCGCAAGCGCCCGGGCCCUACACGCAUAUGAUGUGGUACAAGGACAGCGAAUUAAUUAACGAUUCAACGCGCGGCGGCAUACGCGUCGUAUCGGAGCAGCAGAUGAAGAUGAGCAAUUUGGUGAUAUCGCGCGUGCUGCACCGGGAUUCGGGGAAUUACACAUGCUCGGCAGAUAAUUCAAAUUCCGACAGCGUAUUUGUGCAUAUCAUCAAGAGUGAGCAGCAUGCGGCCAUGCAACAUGAACUUGCCACACGCAUGCAGACGCCGCGCCUGCUGCUGGUACUACUGACGUUUUUCUAUUUAUUCGAAUGUUCAACCAAAUGAGAGCGGCCAUUGCGAACACAAAUGCUGAUGC